AUGGCAGAUAGCACGCGACGAUCAGGAAGAGCUACGAAAGGCCAGCAUAGCAGAGCUCUCGAGCCUGAAGAUGUCCCAACGCCUCCAAAACGGGGUGGAAAAGGCAACAAGUCCAAAAAGAACGAGCCAACACCGCCACCCGAGGAAGAAGAAGAACAGGCCAUCAUUCGCUGCAUUUGCGGCUACGUGGUGGAAGACGAGGAUGAUGAACGAAAGAUGAUAUGUUGCGAAAAUUGCGACGCCUGGCAGCACAAUGAGUGUAUGGGAAUGUCAGAUGAUGAUGAUGAGCUGCCGGAAAAGUAUUACUGUGAGCAAUGCCGCCCAAAAGACCACAAGGAACUUCUGGCACAAAUAGCGCGCGGUGAGAAGCCAUGGGAGGAGCGGCAGAGGCAGCGUGAACUCGAGGAGCAAAAUAAGAAGGGACGGAAGGGCAAGGGCAAGAAAGGACGCAAGCCGGGCAGACCGAGCGCAGUCCAGAAGGAGAUUACACAAGAGAAUGGUGCUAUACACGAUGAUGCUAUGGACAUCGACCCCACUCCAGCCCAGGUCGAGCAGCCUGCCGAAGUCGAACAGCCGCCCCAAGAGGAGAAGGUUGACGAGGAGAAGGCUGAAGAGAAGAAGCCUGAAGAGAAGAAGACUGAAGAGAAGAAGGCUGAAGAGAAGAAGACUGAAGAGAAGAAGACUGAAGAGAAGAAGCCUGAAGAGAAGAAGGCUGAAGAGAAAAAAGAAAGCACCAAGAGAAAGCUGCCCGAAGAGCCCAUUCCCGAAGCACAAAGCCCCAGUCAAGCAGAACCUCCGAGCAAAACGCGCAAGAUCACUAGUCCGAUUACCGAAACGCCAUCGUUGCCUCCCCCGUCUCGGCGCAAAUCUGGUGCCCCGGCAUCUAAAAAAAGAGAUUCUACAGCUGGCCAGCCACAGCUGGAGCUUGUUGAGCAGCCCUCUGAUUUACAAAGUGAUGAGCGGCAAAGGGUUGCAACGGCUUUGGUCAAACUCUUCAAGGAUCUAACUAAGCAAGCUGAGAAACAAGGCGCUUUCAGUUUGCCUAAGGGCCAGAAGGUCGAUGAGUUUGGUAAUAAAUUAGGACUACUAGUAGAGCAAGCGAUCUUUAUGAAUUUUUGGUCUGGCACUGGGAAAGCCCCUGAGGCAUAUGCCAACAAAUUCCGCACGAUCUCACAUAACGCCAAAAAAAACCCCUCCCUUAGAGAUCGUGUGCUCAGUGGAUCACUCUCACCCAGCGACUUCUCCAGAAUGGAACCAAAAGACAUGGCAAGCGAGGAGCUACAAGAAAUGAAGGAGGAAAUGUUGAAAGAGGCAGAGAAGCAACAUGUGCUCAUCCAAGAGGAGGGGCCAAGGAUGAGGAGAACUCACAAAGGAGAGGAGCUUAUUGAAGAUGAAUCUCAUAUUGCUGACAGCAUGGACUCGGCCUUCGUAGCGCCAUUGAGGAAGAGGCCUUCGGAGAUCGACUCCAGCAUCGCCAAGCAGGCGAGUCCAGAGAUCGAAAACCCGCAAAGUCCUGCUGCCGUUGAGCUUCCAGAGAACUUUGGUGCUGGGUCCGCCACCACCGCUCAGCCGUUAGUGGUCGAUACAAGCGCCGAACCACGGGCGUCUGCUGCUCCAGAGCGGAAAUCAGCCAACAACUUCAACAUCCAGGAAGUGUGGCAAGGCGUUAAAGGCCCGGAUCCUGAGACUCAGCGUACGCGCCAGGCCUCGAGACCUUCAGAGUCAAUAAUCCAGCAACCGCAAGGAUCGGGAGUGAAAGCUGAUCCGGAGAUCGACCAGCUUCUCAAGGAUGAAGAGCCUGAAGACGAAGAACCAUAUUCGCCAAUUGACUACACCGCGGAACCAGGUUCUACUAUCUGGCAUGGAAAGCUGGCUAUGGCCGGCAUUGCGAGCUUUCAUGGCACUGGAAGACACGUUGCAGGGGCUGAUCUCAGCGCUACCCUGCCUUGGCAUACAUUGAUACCAAGCUCCUUGACCAUCGAAGGCCGAAUCUCUACCGAUCGCGCUGAAGAAUACCUCUGCAGUCUCAAAUGGAGUACGACAACAGACGUUAUUGUCAUAGCUGUGACUCCGAACUCAGACGCUGAGUCCCAAGUCCAGUUCGAUAAGCUCUUCACCUACUUCACUGAGCGCAAACGCUAUGGCGUUAUCGGUAAAAGUCCGGUCUCUUCUGUCAAGGAUACAUAUGUCGUCACACUCGAUGCUGGCGCAGGAAAAAAGCCAGAUUUUGUCGAAAUGCUUGAAUAUUGCAUCAUCGAAGACCCCAGGCCUGAACGCACACUCCUCCUCACCUUCGCAGUCAAGCUCAAUAACUCACCCUCCGCUCAACAGACGCCUCGCCCCACCGACGCCGCUUCCAUUGCCAGCCCCAUCGGUGGCAGCGGCGCUCAAGCCUCCAACAUGGGCCAACACCCAAGCUUCCAACAUUCUCCCACCGCCUUCGCUGCUCCCCAACACCUCCCCCCAUAUGCGAGCAGUCCAACUCAAGCUCAACACGCCUACAUGCCGCCCCACCAUCCAUCACCCUACCCACCACAGCAACAACAGUACGGAGGCGUAGGGGUAACAGGUAUCGAUGCCGCGCGCCAGGCGCUCGGCGAGUUGGCAAGUGCACCCGUGAAGGGUGAGAGUGGUACGCAGUAG
Messenger RNA from Letharia lupina, 2643 nucleotides. RefSeq lists its product as uncharacterized. Gene Ontology annotation, cellular component: nucleus. Gene Ontology annotation, biological process: DNA-templated transcription; transcription antitermination; regulation of mRNA 3'-end processing. NCBI's taxonomy places the organism in Eukaryota, Fungi, Ascomycota, Lecanoromycetes, Lecanorales, Parmeliaceae. The transcript is spliced from 4 exons. Gene Ontology annotation, molecular function: RNA polymerase II transcription regulatory region sequence-specific DNA binding. The coding region runs from base 1 to 2643 and encodes 880 amino acids. The record is from RefSeq and is a predicted model, not a curated record.